UCCUCUCCACACAUUCUCUCUCUCUUUCUCUCCCUCUCUCUCUCAAACCCUAACACACUUCCCCAAUAAUUUUCCCCCAAUUCUCAUCAACUCUUUCCAGAUCUCUACGAUUUCAGAUGGGAGGUGUUGCCGUUCUUCACCCUAGAGAUUGUCUCAACGAUAAUCGUGAUAAUUUAUUCCUUUCGCCGGUCAAAUCCCGACGAAACCCUAAAUCCACCCCUAAUUUAUCCACUUCUAACCCUAAUUUAACCAGAUCUGACGCCCGGAAACGUAGUCCUCCCACCGGCCUACGAAAGCACAAAUCUCCGGCGACGAUGGUCACAGAUCCGCCGGCCACGGCAGCAGGAAAGGCGCUUGUUAUGGGACAGGUGAAGAUAUUGAAACGCGGUGAACCGUUGGAUGAUUUAUCCACGGUUUUGAAAGAUUUGACCGAUCGGAGCGUUACAAACGAGACGGCGACCACGGCGGAGACACGGUUGCCGGAGAAAGAGGUGGCUAGUGAUCGGAAGGUGAAGAGAGUUACGCCGGUGAAGAAGAAAUCGGAGGGAAGAAGUUUCUCAAACCCUAAAAUGGACGAUUUUGCCCUUUCGUCAACGGAGCGGUUAGGACCCGACCCGGAGAUGGUACCGAAACAGAUGAAAGGCGAGUUUUUCUUUGCAGGGUCUGCUUUUGUUGAUUCACCACCACCGAGUUCUCUUCCGUUACCUGGUUUUUUUACCAAGAAUUUUGGCGUCAAGGAAGAUCCCACCACCGAUUUGAGACGGAUGCUCGGUUUAACUCUUUCAUAGUUUAAAUUAUUAAUAUUUUCAGUUCUAGAAGUUUGAUUGAUCAAUGGUGAAGAAGAAGAAGAUGUUUGCUUGCUUUGAAUUCGUUAUAUCAUCCCUGAUUUUUUAAAUGGGAGAUAUCGAAUUUGUAAGCAAGAUUGUCUGGUUUUCAAUUAGAUGUAAUGUUUUAGUAGGUUAAUUAUGAUGAAGUAAGAAGGGUUAGGAGCUGUGAGAUGUAAUCCAGUUAGUGUUUGUGUGUGUGUUUUUAUGUUAUGUAUCUAAUCUAAAGCGUAUUAAUAUAGUUUUUGUUUUAUGUAA
Molecule: messenger RNA, 1082 nt
Organism: Helianthus annuus (common sunflower)
Lineage: Eukaryota; Viridiplantae; Streptophyta; Magnoliopsida; Asterales; Asteraceae
Exons: 1
Coding region: 117-788 (223 amino acids)
Source: RefSeq, a predicted model, not a curated record